AGUACUUGAAUGAUACACACAUUCUUGUGCAAUUCAAUAAUGUCGCAGUGAAGUUGUUAAAGAAUAAAAACCAAUGGAAGCUGCAACGAGUGCGAGUGCGCCCGCGCCGCUGGGCCAAGCGCACUUGUCACAUCUACCACUACGACCUCCCAUCAACCUCAGCUUUCAAGAUCUCACUUACACUGUUAAAAACGGCAAAGUUUCAAAAUUAAUACUCCGUGGUAUCAACGGUGAGUUCAAAUCCGGUCAGUUGACCGCCAUCUUGGGUCCUUCGGGCGCAGGCAAGAGCACACUUCUCAAUGUACUGGCUGGUUACAGGGUGAAUGGCGCUAGCGGCAUAAUAUCGACGAACGGACAGCAGCGUGAUCUGCGGCAGUUCCGAAAGCUGUCACGCUACAUUAUGCAGGAGGAUCUGCUGCAGCCGCUCAUCACGGUGCGUGAGGCGAUGGCCAUGGCUGCGGACCUCAAGCUCGGCAGCGACAUGACCGCGCACAGGAAGGCCGUCAUUGUGGAAGAGAUUCUACAUCUAUUAAGACUGGACAAAGCAACGGACACGUCGAGCGAGCGUCUUUCGGGAGGCGAGAGGAAGCGACUCUCAAUAGCUCUGGAGCUUCUGAAUAAUCCGCCAGUUAUCUUCCUAGAUGAACCAACUACUGGUUUAGACGACGUGGCAUCAUCAACCUGCGUGUCUCUUUUAAAGCGGGUAGCAAGGGGCGGUCGCACUGUCGUAUGUUCAUUACACACGCCGUCAGCGCGGUUGUUCUCCGUGUUCGAUCAUGUAUAUGUGGUGGCGGAUGGCCGCUGCGCCUACCAAGGCACGGCGACGGGCGUCGUGCCCUUUCUGAAGGAGCUACAGCUGCCUUGCCCAAAGACUUACAACCCCGCAGAUUUUGUAAUAGAAGUAUCUAGUGGAGAGUAUGGUUCUCACGUGGAGAGGAUGGUGACUGCAGUAGAGAAUGGUAGAUGUCAACGCUGGCGGGAACACCAAGUGGAAGACCAGUACGAGGAGAUGGAGAUCGAGCAGUUGAACGCGGGUGGAGUGCAGGACCAUACUUAUAGAUACGAGAGCACGCCUUCUACACAGUUUACUGUACUGUUGAAGAGGAUGCUGCUACAGUCUGUUAGGAAUAGAGAUUACUUAUGGCUCCGCGUCGGAAUGCAUCUGUUCCUUGGCUUUAUUAUUGGAAUGCUGUUCUGUCAGAUCGGCUACGACGCUUCCAAGACUAUAUUUAAUUUCGGCUUCUGCUACGCUUGUAUCAUCGCAAUGUUAUAUGUACCGAUGAUGCCGAUAUUGUUAGCUUUUCCAAAGGAGGUGCAAUUGAUAAAGCGGGAGUACUUUAAUAGAUGGUACGGACUGAAGCCAUAUUACGCCGCGCUGAUCGUGUCCCGAACACCGGCAACUAUAUUCUUCUCCCUCAUAUACUUGGCGAUUGUGUAUCCGCUGACGUCACAGCCUAUGGAGGCCACCAGGAUUGUAAUGUUCAUAUCUGUCUGCAUUCUCGUCGCUUUGAUAUCUGAGAGUAUGGGCACCGUGAUAUCGUCGAGUUUGAGCGUUGUUAAUUCCGUGUUCAUGGGACCAGUUCUCAGUGUUCCGUUAAUGUUGCUAGCAGUGUACGGCAUCGGGAGUGGAGAUCACCCGCUGCCGAUCCUGUGGAAGAUUGCUCGAGCCUGCUCCUUCAUGCGCUACGGCCUUGAGGGCCUCAUUGUAGCAAUAUACGGGCCUCCGAGAGAUGACCUUAUUUGUCCAGACCAUGUUGUAUAUUGCGAAUACAAGAAUCCAAAUUACUUCGUAAAACUGAUGGGCAUGACGGGUGUUUCUUUCUGGAUGGACAUCGGUAUGCUGUUGUUAAUGCUAGUUGCGAUGCACGCGGUUGGAUAUUAUCUGUUGAGGCAAAGACUGUCGCCGAACUACGCAUUCCGAGCUAUAAAAGUCAUUGGUCGAUUUGUUAAGACCAAAAUUAGCGUAUCACAUUGAAAUUGUCGUUAAAU
Messenger RNA from Papilio machaon (common yellow swallowtail), 1989 nucleotides. Its product is annotated as ATP-binding cassette sub-family G member 1. Gene Ontology annotation, molecular function: ABC-type transporter activity; ATP binding; ATP hydrolysis activity. NCBI's taxonomy places the organism in Eukaryota, Metazoa, Arthropoda, Insecta, Lepidoptera, Papilionidae. Gene Ontology annotation, cellular component: plasma membrane. The record is from RefSeq and is a predicted model, not a curated record. The transcript is spliced from 10 exons. Bases 74 to 1975 code for a protein of 633 amino acids.